Molecule: messenger RNA, 840 nt
Organism: Nomascus leucogenys (northern white-cheeked gibbon)
Lineage: Eukaryota; Metazoa; Chordata; Mammalia; Primates; Hylobatidae
Product: embryonic testis differentiation protein homolog A
Exons: 3
Coding region: 487-840 (117 amino acids)
Source: RefSeq, a predicted model, not a curated record
GAAAACCUGGAGGAGUGAGCCUUCCUUCCCUGCCACUCAAGAAAGGGAGUGUGCGACCCGGGUCACUUUACAAAGGAGUACUUGCAGAGUCACGACCAAAGAUGGAUGCAAGAUUGAGAAGCAAGUAGGAAGUUCGACCUGGAACUAAUUCCUGGAUUGGAACAUGGCAGAGAAAGUUGCUGAUCACUACCCAGGGGACAAGGCAAGAUGCAAUGGGUGCUGUUUAUUUACACAAAGGAGAAAUUUUCAUGGAUUUUAUACGAGCCAGGAACAAGCUCUGAGGCCAGGGUAGUUGAGGGUUCUGUCUAGGAAGGAGACAUGCAGAUGGCACCCAGCCACAGGAUAUACCCACCUCCUCUCCCAGCAACUUCCACUCACCUUAUUCAGGCUUGAACCAGAAGGAAGCCAGGGAUGGUGGCCAGUGUUUGAAUCUUGCAGACUGUUGGCACUAGGUUCUGAGGACAAUUGUGAGUCACUAUAGUAACUAUGACUUCACUUGGUGCUGAACCAAUCAGGCCCCGGAACUCAAGGAAAGAGAGGGAGUGCCAAGCUGUUACUGUUCACCCUCUGGUCCAGAUCUUUCUUCAGAAGAAACCUGAGUGGUCUCACAGACUUCCUCCGUUGUGCUGUUUUACUGAGGUUGGGUGGAGUCAACACGUCAUGGAUAAAGAACUCCCUAAAGGCAGUCCCAGGGAGCCCACACUGAACAUCAAGAAGUCAGACAAAUCCUUCAAACGCAAGAAGCCCACCAAAAAUGUGCUGAUAUUUUUAAUCAACAGACAACUGGGCCGGCACAGAAGUGACAUCGACCUGUCAAGAUGGGUGUGGAUGAUGUCAUAA